UUCGUCACAAUGAAUGCUACAUGCCUCUCCCAUAAAACGAGAAAUUAUAUGAUUGGACCGCUAAAACUCUACGUUAUUUAUAGCCAUUCAUUUAUUUUUACCUCAAAACUCUGUCGUCUAUUAUAAAACCUAAAUACUCACUCAUAUUAAAAUAUAUAUCUUUUCUCUCCCCCAGGAAAUGGAUAGAGAUCUAGCUCUCACCAACCACCGUAAACCAUCGUACUUCACCGGUCGAUGCUUGAGUUCUCCGUCGUCUUGUCUCUCGUUACUACACAGGGAAACCGAGUACGCUCGAAUCAGUAACCACAACAAGAAGACAAGGUCAAGUCCCAGAUUAAGGAAUCUCCUUAGAAGGCUAUUGUUUUUGGUUACAAGCUGCGGACUCGAGAACGCAAAACCGAAGAGGUUGAUAAAGUUUCACUACGAUGCUGUGAGUUAUGCUCAGAACUUCGACGAUGGUUUUAACUUGCGCGAUGAUGAUCGUAAGGGUUUCAGAAGUCUCCGAACACAGAGUCUACAUCAGUAGCUAAUAUCUUAUAUUUGCUCUCUUUUUAUUUUGUUAAAUUAUAUUUUCGGACGUGGUAUCAAAUUUCGUAUGUACCCUCGAGUUCUGUUAAUUACAUAUAUGUAAUCUGAUAAUUUGGUAUUUGUUUGAGAAAGAUGGUCCCUGCCGUUUCUUUAUUUACAUUUGUACCCGAGAGGUUUUUAAUUACAUACGUAUCCAUGUACUUUUGGUUAAUGAGUAUAAUACCCGUUAGAUA
Molecule: messenger RNA, 761 nt
Organism: Brassica napus (rape)
Lineage: Eukaryota; Viridiplantae; Streptophyta; Magnoliopsida; Brassicales; Brassicaceae
Exons: 1
Coding region: 179-526 (115 amino acids)
Source: RefSeq, a predicted model, not a curated record